CCUUUUCUUCCUCUGACUUCUCUGUUCCCUAACUCUCCACUUCUUUCUUACCUGUUCUUUCCUAUAAUUAAACAUCAAUACCCACCAUCUCUAUGUCUCUCUCUCCCCAUUUACUCCUUCUUAGCUUUUUAUUCCUUUUCAGUUAAACUUCUUAAAUAAAAGAGAAAAAAAUAUCUAAGGCCACACCUUACCCUCUAUCAGUGUUUCAGAAACAUAGAAAACUCAAUGACCAGUUUUGUCUUCUCAUAAACAGUCAUAGCUGGGAAAGCUACACUGGAAACAGAUGUCUCCGAUUUCAAAGCAGUUUUUAGGUGAUUUCAGAAGCAGGCCACUUUCACUUGAUCUUGAAAUUUGAGAGGCUAUGCAACCUUCUUGCACUGUCAUCUAUGUACUUAAGAAAUGGUGUGUGGAUUUUACCUUCAAACCUCAUGUCAUCGCAUCAGUGCCCCGUUUUGCCUCCACCAAAAUCUGCCUCUCUAGCCAAGGCUCCACAGAUAAAGUAAACAUCCCAGUGCAAGCUCAGAAAUAGAUUUUCUUCUGGAUAAUCUGGUGGUUAACUCCCACUCCUAUUUGUUAAAUUAGCUUCUGACUUGGGCACAGCUACAUCAUGAAACCAAACUUUGAUCUUGAAGUUGAGGCAUAUGCAGAAUAUGAAUCUGAAGUUAGCAGCCAGGUUGCUUCCAAUGUUUCCAUUCAAGAAACCUCUAUAGGUCCUUGCAGUGACCGCCUCACUAACAUUUCCCACACCACAAAUCUAACUGGGAGCCAUCCUAAUUCAGAUUCUGUUUCACUUGACUUAACUCUCAACUUCAAGAACAGUGAGCCAGGGGGAAGAGACUCAAUAGGAUUCUCAUUCUCAAGCACUAGCGAGAGCAGCAAUGAACCUGCUUCUCAAACCACAGCAGCGACCAUACCACGAGUCUUCUCUUGCAAUUACUGUAAGCGCAAGUUUUUCAGCUCUCAGGCUCUUGGUGGACACCAGAAUGCCCACAAGAGAGAAAGAACAUUAGCAAAAAGGGCUUUGAGAAUGGGAUUUUUCUCUGAAAGGUAUGCCAAUCUAGCAUCUCUCCCUCUGCAUGGUUCCUUUAGGUCUUUAGGAAUAAAGGCACACUCUUCACUGCACCAUGGUUUCUCACCAACAAUGAGGCCUCCUGAGAUAAAAAGCAACGCAAAAUUUGAUCAAGGGUAUGUUGGCAUCCCAAUAUUCUUGGAGGAUGAUGAGUCAGAUUUGUUGUGGCCAGGUAGUUUUCGUCAGGUUGUCGAGGCAGGUGAUAGUCAUCAGAAUUUCAUACUUACUGGAAGUUCAGAUUUGAGUUUCACUGGGGUUAAUCCACCUGUAGACAUAGAAAACUCAACACCAGAUUUGACUUUGAAACUUUGAAGGACGUUAUUUGGUACAGUUCUGGCCUUGAGUUGUCUGCUUUAUUGUUAUAUUGUUGUACAGUAAGACAUGCAUGCAAGGGGCCAAGAUUGCCAGAUUGAUUACUAGACUUGUUGGGUUUCCUUUUAGUUUCAUUUUCAGUUUUCUCUUAGGAAUCUUGCUUUGGUAUUUUGCUUUGUAUGUUUCUAAUUGUAUAAGGGCUCCGGGAGGACAAUUUUGGAGCUUCUGUGCUUGUUAUAUAAAUCAUGUCUUUCCUUCACUGUAAUUAUUCAGCUUCUA
Messenger RNA from Vigna unguiculata (cowpea), 1660 nucleotides. RefSeq names its product zinc finger protein 4 (gene ZFP4). Gene Ontology annotation, biological process: negative regulation of abscisic acid-activated signaling pathway. The record is from RefSeq and is a predicted model, not a curated record. Lineage: Eukaryota; Viridiplantae; Streptophyta; Magnoliopsida; Fabales; Fabaceae.